Molecule: messenger RNA, 2163 nt
Organism: Saccharomyces kudriavzevii IFO 1802
Lineage: Eukaryota; Fungi; Ascomycota; Saccharomycetes; Saccharomycetales; Saccharomycetaceae
Gene: ATG13
Product: serine/threonine protein kinase regulatory subunit ATG13
Exons: 1
Coding region: 1-2163 (720 amino acids)
Biological process (GO): mitophagy; protein localization to phagophore assembly site; autophagosome assembly
Cellular component (GO): cytosol; Atg1/ULK1 kinase complex; extrinsic component of membrane
Source: RefSeq, a predicted model, not a curated record
AUGGUUGUCAAACCAGAUAACGAGAAAGAAGUCCUUCGAUUGAUUGACAGUUUUUUCUUGAAGGCUACACUGCUAAUAUGCUCUACAGAAUCAAGUCGAUACCAAUCUUCUGCAGAGAAUGUAUUUUUAUUUGACGAUGCAUGGUUCGAAGAUCACUCAGAACUAGUAAGUGAGCAACCCAAAAUAAUAGCAAAAUGGUCUGAUUAUGAUGGUCGAAGAGAUUUACCACCUUUGGUCGUAGAGACAUAUUUGGACCUAAGGCGGUUGAAUUCCUCUCAUUUAGUUAGAUUGAAAGACCAUGAGGGCCAUUUAUGGAAUGUUUGCAAAGGAACCAAGAAGCAGGAAAUCGUGAUGGAACGGUGGCUUAUCGAAUUAGAUAAUUUGUCUUCAACGUUCAAAUCGCAUAGCGAAGAUGAUGAAACUGAUGUUGAUGAGCUUUCCAAGCAGUUGGUUCUACUUUUCCGUUAUUUGUUAACUUUAAUACAGUUAUUACCCACAACAGAGUUGUACCAAUCACUGAUAAAAUCCUAUAAUGCUCCACAGAGUGAGAGUAAUGCCAAUUCAAUAACAACCGGAGAUCCACUGGUUAGUAUCCGGACGCGUAUUCUUGACGGAUCCAAGCCAAUUUUAUCAAAGGGCAGAAUAGGAUUGAGCAAACCAAUUAUUAACACUUAUUCAAAUGCGCUCAACGAUUCAAACUUACCGGCUCAUUUAGACCAAAAGAAAAUCACGCCUGUGUGGACAAAAUUUGGGCUUUUGAGAGUCUCAGUAUCGUAUAGGCGUGAUUGGAAAUUUGAAAUUAGCAAUACCAAUGACGAUUCAUUCUCAACUCGACAUGUGGUUCCUCCACAUAACUUUCAAGAGCCACAGCAUCAGUUACAACAGAAGGGACAAAAUAAGCAGGAUACAGAAGGACAACAACAGCAACAGCAGCAACAGCAGCAGGAUCAACAACAAAGGCAAAUACCUGACAGAAGAUCUCUCUCACUUUCACCCUGCACAAGAGCCAAUUCGUUUGAACCACAGUCUUGGCAAAAGAAAGUCUAUGCGAUAUCGAGGCCUGUCCAGCCAUUCAAAGUCGGUUCGAUUGGAAGUCAGAGUACGAGCAGAAAUCCUUCUAAUUCAUCCUUUUUCAAUCAACUACCCAUUCAUAGGCCAAGUAUAAGUUCCAAUUCUGGGCCACAAAUGAAUAUUGAAGGUACUAGCGUCGGUAGUACCUCAAAAUACUCGUCAUCGUUUGGGAAUAUUCGUCGCCAUUCAAGUGUUAAAACGACAGAAAAUGUCGAAAAACCAUUGAAAGCGGUAAAAAGUCCAUUACAACCCCAAGAAUCACAGGAAGAUUUAUUGGACUUUGUUAAAUUAUUGGAAGAAAAACCAGACUUGACUAUUAAAAAGGCAAGUGGCGGCAAUCCACCCAAUAUUAAUAUAUCCGAUUCACUGAUUCGAUAUCAGAAUUUGAAGCCAAGUAAUGAUUUAUUAAGUGAGGAUCUAUCGGUGAGUUUAUCCAUUGAUCCGAAUCAUACGUAUCAUAGAGACAGAUCGGACUCUCAUUCCCCAUUGCCUUCCGUAUCACCUUCGAUGCAUUACGGAUCGUUGAAUUCAAGAAUGUCUCAAGGUGCCGGCAAUACUACCCAUUUGAUCGCAAGAGGCGGUGGAAAUUCAUCUACUAGUGCAUUCAACAGCAGAAGAAAUUCUUUAGAUAAGAAUGUAAACAAACAAGGCAUGUCGGGUUUACCUCCUAUUUUUGGUGGCGAGAGUACUUCAUAUCAUCACGAUAACAAAAUGCAAAAGUACAAUCAACUAGGAGAAGAAGACGAUGACGAAGACGAUCAUUUACUCAAUCAAAUGGGAAACAGCGCAACGAAAUUUAAAAGUUCAAUAUCACCAAGGUCAAUUGAUAGUAUUUCAAGCUCCUUCAUAAAAAGUAGGAUACCAAUUAGACAGCCAUACCAUUACUCUCAACCAACCACUGCACCCUUUCAGGCUCAGGCUAAAUUUCACAAACCUGCGAAUAAAUUAACUGAUAAUGGCAAUCAGAGCAAUAGUGGUAAUAACAACCAUAUUGGAAAUGAUGAAGGUGAAACGAUGCAUAAUCAAGAGGAUGAUCAGGAUGAUGAUCUAGUAUUUUUUAUGAGUGAUAUGAACCUUUCUAAAGAGAGUUGA